This is a messenger RNA of Purpureocillium lilacinum, 333 nucleotides long. RefSeq lists its product as uncharacterized. Gene Ontology annotation, cellular component: microtubule cytoskeleton; cytosol. Gene Ontology annotation, molecular function: beta-tubulin binding. NCBI's taxonomy places the organism in Eukaryota, Fungi, Ascomycota, Sordariomycetes, Hypocreales, Ophiocordycipitaceae. The record is from RefSeq and is a predicted model, not a curated record. Gene Ontology annotation, biological process: post-chaperonin tubulin folding pathway; tubulin complex assembly.
AUGCCCGCCCCCUCGCCCCUCGCCAUCGCGUCCGGCUCCGUCCAGCGGCUGCUCAAGGAGGAGGCGUCGUACCACAAGGAGCUCGCGCAGCAGGAGGCGGAGGUCAAGGCGCUCGAGGAGCGGAUCAAGGCCAGCGGCGCCGCGAGCGAGGACGGCAACGACGAGUUUAUGCUGAAGCAGCAGACCAAGGCCGUCUUCGGCCCACUGAAGGAGCGCAUCGCGAAUGCCGUGACGAAGCUCGAGGAACAGAUCGCGGCGAGCGAAGAGUCCAACACGAACGCGGCCGAUUUGGAAGCCGCCAAGGCGGUCCUGGCGCAGGCCAAGGCCGCGUAG